Messenger RNA from Peromyscus leucopus (white-footed mouse), 2087 nucleotides. Its product is annotated as solute carrier family 40 member 1-like. Gene Ontology annotation, cellular component: membrane. NCBI's taxonomy places the organism in Eukaryota, Metazoa, Chordata, Mammalia, Rodentia, Cricetidae. Gene Ontology annotation, biological process: iron ion transmembrane transport. The record is from RefSeq and is a predicted model, not a curated record. Gene Ontology annotation, molecular function: iron ion transmembrane transporter activity.
AUGGUGCAGUCAUGUGCGUGGCCUGAAGAAGAACAUUCCAGACAGAGGGAGCAGAAAGCGGAAGAGGCAAAGGCAAGAAAGAGCUUCCUGAAGCGGGGAGUCAUCAAAGGGAGCAGUGUAGUGAACGAUGAGGGAAGAGUCAGAAAUGGCACAUUUCGAGCUAUUGGAAGGACUUGGGGAUUUCCUCUGAGAGCAACUCUGAUCUACCUCAUGAGUCCAAGAUUUUUGAUUUAUGUAAGCUGUGUCUUGUCAAUAUGGGGAGAUGGAAUGUGGCACUUUGCUAAGUCUGUGUUCCUGAUAGAGCCCUAUGGACACAAUCUUCUCCUUACUGCAGUGUUUGGCUUAGGGGUGGCCGGCUCUGUGUUAAUAUUUGGGGUUUUAAUUGGUGACUGGAUCGACAGGAAACCAAGAAAUAAAGUCGCUCACGCCUCGCUCUUCAUUCAGAAUGCUUCCGUCGCUGCCUGCUGUGUGGUCCUGAUGCUGGUGUUCUCCUACAGGAGGGAGAUGGAGCGACUCCGGCAUGGCUGGCUCGCUGUGGUCUGGUAUGCUGUGGUGAUUACCCUAGCGGCCGUGGCAAACCUGGCUGGCACUGCACUUACUAUCACCAUUCAGAGGGACUGGAUUGUGAGCCUCACGGGGGACAGCAGAGGCCAGCUGGCUGUUCCCCAGUUGGCUGUGAAACCCCAGCGGCACACAGCGGGCUGCUUCCUAGAGAGGCAGCAGGAAGCUGUGCACAUCCAACCUUGUCUGAAUUUUAUUUUAGGUGAAACGGAGUUUUUGGAAACCAUGAACAGAUCCAUCAACACAUCCAGAACUCUGGAAAAACCAAAGGACCACAAUUUUAGCCUUGAAGAACAAGCAGCCACAACCAAAGGGCUUCUUCACUGCCUGCAGGACACCCGCAGGCUGCUCCACACAUGCCUGGAGGGAUGGGAAAUGUACUGCCGACAAACUGUCUUCCUGGCUGGCUUAGGUUUGGCUUUCCUCUACAUGACAGUUCUGGGCAUUGACUGCAUCACCACAGGCUAUGCCUACACCCAGGGCAUUGGAGGCUCCCUCCUCAGCAUCCUCACAGCCCUUUCAGCUGUUGGCCUCAUGGGAACAAUUCUCUUUACCCGGCUCCGGAAGCAUUAUGGCUUGGUCACCACAGGGAUCAUUUCCAGUUGGCUCCAUUUAGGUAGCCUAACACUCUGUGUGCUUUCUGUCUUUGCUCCUGGAAGUCCUUUUGAUAUGGCUACCUUCUCCCUCCCAUUAAGCAAGAAUUCUUCAAACCAUGAGAUGCUAAAAGAUGACCAGGCACAUUUUUACACCUUUGAAAGAAAUCUAAAUCAACCCAUCUUCCCCGACUGCUCUCCUAUCCACUGGACCAAUAGUACAGUCUUGUUUGAUGGCCAGCAGGACCCUGAGCAGCCUGACUCUUACAUCUCUAUCAUCUUGCUCUUCUCAGUUGUGAUCCUGGCAAGAAUCGGCCUCUGGUCCUUCGACCUCACUGUGACUCAGCUUCUCCAGGAGAACAUUCCGGAAGCGGAGCGAGGGGCUGUGAACGGCGUGCAGAGCUCACUGAACUACCUCAUGGACCUCAUUCACUUCGUCCUGGUCAUGCUGGCCCCGAGGCCGCAGCAUUUUGGCAUGUUGGUUUUCCUCUCCAUGCUCUUUGUGGCCACUGGGCACGUGCUCUAUUUCUUUUAUGCAAGAAGGAGUAAGACUAAGGAGGCCCACGUGAUCAAGACAUCCGGGAAGGGCUCGUGGACGCCCCCGAUGUGAGUGGUAGGUGGCACUCCUUAGCGGUCUGGGCAGCCGUGGGCACAUCUUCCCACCAAGUGAGUGUUCCAGCUGUUUUGUGUACCUCUUGCGUCUUGGUUCCAGCUGAGAGCAAACGUGCCACUUCCUGCCGACAGCAUCCCCUUCUUCUGGCUCCUUUCCUGGUACUAUCCUGAGGGUCAAGGGGGACAACCGGAAGGGCGCCCAAUUAGCGGAAUUCAGGAAGCUCUUCCUCUCAGCUCCUUCACGGGACUGGUUUUAGUUCCACCAAUACAAGAAAAAACUCAGUGUCAGGGCUGGGGGUGUAGCUCAGUUAGCCGAGUGCU